AUGUCAAGGGCUCUGGAGCUGGGGGUGAACCAGAACCUUCAUCGGAAGGCGCUGGUCUCUUCUAUCGGAGAAAAGGAGGCAGUGAGAGAAGGGGAACGGCUGGAGCAAGAGACUGCUGAGAGCACCCGAGAGCUGGGCCUAGGCUAUAUAUCCCCAGCACCUAACGCCGGGCUUGGCCUCUGGGAGGCGCUCGACAGGGGUGGCUGGAUAGAAGUGUUCAUGCCCCCCCUGGGAGAUCCCUUGUACAUCAAUGUGAAUACACUGAACUGGACUGUCCAUUCACAAACGGUCAAGGGGCGAGGAAGACGGCGUUGGCCGUGCUGGUGGCAGGAGCGCGCUGUGGCCGGCAGCUCUGGGCUCCUGCAGAACUGUUGGGAGCAGCUGCGGAGGAAACUUCAGUGGAGCUGGCCAGUCUUUCCAAGUCCUCUGAGGGGACCAGCAUUAGUGGUCCAAGGUCCAGCUGUAUUAGAACCAGCAAAUGAUACCAAGGGAAGUAAGGAGAUUUCCCGCCUUUUGGAUAGUAUCUUUUGGAUGGCAGCUCCCAGAAACAGACUCAGCAUUGAAGUCAACCAGUGUAGGAGAAGAAACCCUCAUAAGCUUAUUAAAGUUAAGACCAAUAUAGACGUUUGUCCUGAAUGUGGUCACCUGAAACCAAAACAUGUCCUUUGUGGCUGUUGCUAUGAGAAGGUGUGCAAGGAGACUGCAGAAAUCGGAACACAGAUAGGAAAACUCGAAGGCGGCCCUGUCAAGGCUCCUAGCGUAGAGACCACGGUGCUCCACACGGGAGAGGCAGCGUCUGAACGAGCUCAGGGCAAGAGGACCCUUGAACGAGACAGGAAGCGACCGUCCUGGUUCACCCAGAAUUGACACCAAAGAUGUUCAAAGAGGAUAACUUCACAUAAAACA
This is a messenger RNA of Equus quagga, 906 nucleotides long. RefSeq names its product 39S ribosomal protein L32, mitochondrial-like. Gene Ontology annotation, cellular component: mitochondrial large ribosomal subunit. Gene Ontology annotation, molecular function: structural constituent of ribosome. The record is from RefSeq and is a predicted model, not a curated record. Gene Ontology annotation, biological process: translation. NCBI's taxonomy places the organism in Eukaryota, Metazoa, Chordata, Mammalia, Perissodactyla, Equidae.